AUGGACACUUUUAAAAAGAUAUUAGCCGGAGUUUAUUUACAGUACGAGAUAAUUUUUUGUAUGGGCUAUCUCGAGCCAUGGGAACGACGAUUAAUAAAUACAAUCGUAUUUUGCAGCAUUUUUUUGAUGAUAUUCUCUGCUUACGUGUUUCUUCCUGAUUAUCUUAGCAACUUAAUGGAAUUAUUUAAAUCUCAUGACUCGAAUAGUGGAUUCCAGCCUAUGUCAUAA
Messenger RNA from Chironomus riparius, 228 nucleotides. The record is from the annotation of a GenBank genome assembly. NCBI's taxonomy places the organism in Eukaryota, Metazoa, Arthropoda, Insecta, Diptera, Chironomidae.